Molecule: messenger RNA, 1155 nt
Organism: Mytilus californianus (California mussel)
Lineage: Eukaryota; Metazoa; Mollusca; Bivalvia; Mytilida; Mytilidae
Product: histidine N-acetyltransferase-like
Exons: 4
Coding region: 168-1133 (321 amino acids)
Source: RefSeq, a predicted model, not a curated record
CUUUGUGAUGAUAAGGCGACAACAACAACUUUGAAGGUGAGCACCUGUUGCAAAUUAUCGGAUAUCAACAUGGAACAGUGAUAUAGAUUGAUAAGAAAUAUGACAUUGAGAGAUACAAAAUAAGAAUUUAAUAACUGCUGUAUAUAUACUACAUAUAAGUUAACACAAUGGACAACAACCUGGUUAGAUGUAAAAGGGUGACAAAAGAAGACUAUGAGAAAGUGAUGGCUAUAUUUCCCCCAUCAGAGAUAUAUAAUGGCGGUGACUAUCUUCCUGAUGAAUUCCAUAUGCUGAUUGAUAUGCCAAACAACGAGAUGUAUGCUGCUGUCAUUGGAGAUAAAUAUGUAGGAUUUGGUUUAUUUACAACUGUGGAUGAUGGGAAAAGUGUAAUAAAUAGGGCAGGGAGAGUCUCCAAAGAAUACGCUGGUAAAGGAAUAAAUAGAAUAAUGAUAAAAUGGAUGGACAAAGGAGGGCCUCUUUACCGACCGGAAGUCUUGUGGCAUAAAACUACAGUAAUUAGAACACAUACACCGCUACUUCAACUGAUAAUCAAAGGAAAAUACAAUAAAACAUUAGAACAAGAUUUUCGAUAUUACGAAACACACAAAAGAACUCUACAGAUGAAGUACAAUGUCAUAAAGAAUGAAAACCAAUCUUUAAAAGCUGAAUAUAUUGAUGUCAAUCUGCUUGGUCAAGUUCUAACAUCGACUGUCCAUCAGCAGUACUUAUUCCCUGAGGAUGAAAUAGUUGUUGCAAUGGUACCAUACAUGGCUAGCAAAUCGAAUGCGCCUCUGAUUAUUUCAAAACGAACAACGGUUGUUGUGUCUGAUUUAAAUUGUCCUCAAAGAACUUUACUUUCAAUAAGUAAUUUCCAUCAAGCACCAUUUGGAACGGUUUUUAAUUUCAACGUGUAUGGUUGUUUGUCUGAGAAUAUUAAAGAGCACCUCAUUUUACACUUUGCUAAGUUUCUUUGUCGGCCAAUGAGUAAAUAUAUAUUACUUCGUGGUAUAUUAAGCAAAGGAACUAGUUGGAAAUUUUUAGACAGCGCCGUCGAAGAAUUCGAUUUGAAAAGGACAGAAUCUUAUGGAACAGGUUUAGUAAGUGUCAGAAGAAGAAUAACAAGCAAACUGUAAUAAAAAAGGUAAUCGAAUACAG